UUAGCCCACACCCUGCCACUCCCUCCUUAGAGGACAGGCGGAGAGGACGGCGGAGAGGGACUAGCUCUCCUUUCAUCGCUCCAGGACACAUCUUCUGCCAGAGAGGCCUGACAGGCAGAUCUUGCUUGCUUGGUGCCCAUCGGUUGCCCUACAGAGAGAGCUGCGCUGAUUGGAGAGUGUCGUCCCUGGACACAGAAACAUGGCAGGGGUCCAGAAGAAGACCACCAGCAUGUCCCUGACCAUCUCAUCCUGCUCCAGGGAAUCAUCCAGCAGUGCCGUCAUCCAGCAGCAGCGGUCCAGCCUGGUGCAGCCACUCAGAAUCAGCCCACAGAGGACGCAGAGUCCGUCCUGCAGCCAGAAUUAUUCUGGGAAUGGGGGGGUAGCCCCAACGUUUGUAAAGCGCCUUCACAACAUCAGCACUGAGAAGGGCCAGCUGGUGGUUCUGGAGUGUCGGAUCCGUGGGACGCCACCCCUGCAGGUGUCCUGGUAUCGCGAGAAUGAGCGGAUCAUAGACUCGGCUGACUUCCGCAUCCUCAGGAAGAAAGCCACUUCUACUUCUGUCCCCGGUAAGUGUGCCACCCCAAGUCCUCCGAAAGCAGAGGAACUGUGUACCCUCGUCAUCACUGAAGCUUACCCAGAGGAUUCUGGGAUUUUUAAGUGCACAGCAAGCAAUCAGUUCGGGGAGGUGUAUUGCAGUGCUCUCCUGGAGGUGUAUACAGGCCUGGAUGAUUCUGGAUUCACUGAGGAGCAUGCACCCGGGGUGUCCACAGGGCAGGAACCUGACGACUUUCCAUCAUUUCUGCUGGACACAGCAGGGAUUCCUCCUCCAGAGUGGCCCGAGAGCCCUGAGGAGGAGACCGCCCCCCCACUAGACACGUCCUCAGAGCAACAGAAACUAAGUGAAGGUGUGCGUGGGACAAACUACAGUUCCCAGGCCCAGAGUCCCCAAGAGGCCUGUGCUCCCACCUCACCAGCCGAAGUCAAGGAGCUCUCGCCGAAGACACCCACCAGUCCCCAGCGGCUCGGCGACCAGCACCAUUCUGGCAGCAUGAGUGUGGCCGACCUGCCUACCUUCUCUCCCACCCUCUACCCUCCCAGCGCUUUCAACUACGAGCGCCCACGUCACUUCAUCCAGUCACAGCCGCACUUCCAGGCUCCCAGCUAUGAGAGUCUACAGGCCAACGGCAGCAUCAAGACUUCCCCUUCGUCUUCCAACUUGAGCUCUCCGGUGUCCACUCCAGGGCCUUCUUCAACUUCCUCCAUGCCAGCCUCUCCAUCCCAUGCCCCGAUGCGCUCUAGCAUUACACUAAUCCCCAAAGUGACCAGUGCCCCCCCUUCUCGCACCUCCCCCGUUGCCUUCCUCUGCUCCGUCCUGCCCUCCCAGUCAUCUCCUCAGCCCGGUUCCUCUCACUCUCUCACAACCCCGACAUCCCUCCCUAAGCUGGUCACUCUGCAGUCUGCACCACCUCCAUCCUCCUCAGCCAACUGUUCUGCGUAUACCCCCACCACAGCAAGCUCGUCCCUCCCCAAGCCUGCCACCCCCUCUCAGCAAACUGGUACCCCAUCUCCGUUUGUGUCCCUCCCAGCCAGCUACAAAGGGACCUCCAACAGUAACCCCAAGCCCAUCCUCAAGAAAACAGCCCCCCGGCCAGUGUCUCGGUCCACGGAUGAGGAGAUACAGGGAUCUAAGGAUGCGCUCAUCCAAGACCUCGAGAAGCAGCUACGUAACAAGGAGGCCCGCAGGAGGAACAGCCAGAAACAGUCAUAUGAAGAACGUAUGGCACGGAGACUGCUGGGUCCUGACAACGCCGCCUCCGUCUUCGAGCUGGACAAGCAUCCAGAAGUGCAGCCGGAUCAGCCAGAAUCACCAGAGGGACGACACUCAGGAGGAAUAUGGAGCAAGCAGUAUUCUGGGACUGAUGGCAAUGAGGGCUCCGCCAUCCAGGAGAAGUGCUAUGCCCCCCGUUUCCUGCAGGUACCCCAGGACCUCACUGUGGAGGAAGGUCGAUUCUGCAGGAUCGACUUCAAGGUGGGGGGUCUGCCAACACCUGAUGUGACGUGGUACCUGAAUGGCAAGGCAAUCCGCCCUGAUGACUACCACAAGAUGCUGGUAUGCGAGAAGGGCCUGCACUCCUUCAUCAUCGAGGUAGUGACUGUGCACCACGCAGGCAUCUACGAGUGCGUGGCCAGGAACCGUGCCGGAGAAAGCAGCUUUUCGAUGCGCCUGGAUGUUCUUGCUCAGGAAGCGUUCUGUUGUCCACGGUUCGUACAGAAGAUGAAGAAUUUGCGUGUCAUGGAGGGGGACACGGUGCGGCUGGAGUGUAAGAUUUUGGCUUCUCCAGCUCCCCAACUCUACUGGAAGAAGGACAAGGAGAUGCUGAGCCUGAAUCCCAGCAGGAUGAGCCUGUACCAGGACAACACUGGCCAACUGUGUCUGCUGAUAGAUCAGGUGGAGAAGACUGAUGCAGGCUGGUACACAGUGUCCGCCAUCAACGAGGCUGGCAUGGCCAGCUGCAACGCCAGGCUGGAUGUGGGAACUCGCUUAAACAAGGUAGCCCCUGCUGGCCAGCAUGUGAAACUGCGCCCCGUGACCAGCCAGCUGUCGUCCCUGAGCGUAGAUGGCACCCAGCGGCAGCCGGCCCCCCUGUAUGAAAGUGAAGAGCUGUAAUGCCGCUUGCUGGUUUCACGUGCCGUGGUGCACACCUGAUCUCGCUGCCAGUGGUCAGAUGCACUUUAGGUUACUGACGGUCAUCUACAGACCUUACCUGCCGGGCUGUCCCGCCCACCUGCUGUCUGUUCAAUGUCACUGUUACUGUCUGACUUUUUAUGCUGGGUGUGACGCUAGAAUCAUGUAAACUAAUUGCUUUUUAAUUUUCUUAGAAACAGCUCUGGGCAUGUUGUUCUGCCUCCAACCCACAUUGUACUCGUGUCCCACAGUUGGCGCUGCCUGUGUAUGUUGUGAAAACUGAGUGUCUGAGUAAAUUAAUAAAAAUCUAAUCUCUACUGGG
Messenger RNA from Paramormyrops kingsleyae, 3008 nucleotides. It is a transcript of the gene myot, whose product is annotated as myotilin. The record is from RefSeq and is a predicted model, not a curated record. Lineage: Eukaryota; Metazoa; Chordata; Actinopteri; Osteoglossiformes; Mormyridae.